This is a messenger RNA of Anthostomella pinea, 1656 nucleotides long. The record is from the annotation of a GenBank genome assembly. NCBI's taxonomy places the organism in Eukaryota, Fungi, Ascomycota, Sordariomycetes, Xylariales, Xylariaceae.
AUGUCGUCAAGCAAUAUUGAAACCAGCGACAACCACGACCAUGUCUUACGCCCCCGGCCGCGCAAACCACAGCAUUCGCAGGUCUCCGAGCUCGUCAGGGCCCACAGCGCUACCUCGAUCAAUGGCUUGACCGAAAAACCUGACGACAUUGCUUCUGGGCUGACUAGUGGUCGCUCGACGCCAAUACCAGAGAAUGCCCCUGAAUCGGCCAAGGCUCUGUCCAGUGCCCGCAAACAGGUCCGCGCCGAACAGCGACGACGAAUCUUCCCAACCAUCGAGUAUGCCUCCCGAGUCUCCCACUUCGAUCCUGCCUCCGAGUAUCGCGAUUUCCAUGGCUUCUUCAACCUGUUCUGGAUCGGCCUGGCCAUCAUGGGCAUCACCACCGGGUUGCGCAACUACAAGGAUACGGGCUACCCCUUGCGCUUGCAAAUCUGGGGCUUGUUUACCGUGAAGCUGUGGCAUCUGGCCAUCGCCGAUUUCUUGAUGGUCGCGAGUACUGCCAUCAUCCUCCCCCUCCACAGGAAAUCCAGAAGCAGUCAUGGGGCGAUGACGUGGAAGACAGGCGGUAAGGCCAUCCAAAGUGUAUAUCAAGUGGUGUGGCUUGCCUUCUGGAUCACGGUACCCUUCGCCCUGCAAUGGACUUGGACAGCCCAGGUGUUCCUCCUGAUACACACGAUGGUGCUGCUCAUGAAGAUGCAUUCGUAUGCCUUCUACAACGGUCAUCUUUCCGAGACGGAAAAGCGACUGCGGGCACUCGACGAGCCCCAUGGCGCAUCGAAGGACCCGGCCUAUGUAUAUCCUACGGUCGAGAAUCCGAUGGGCGCACUGGCGCAUAGCGAGACAAACGUUGACAGCGAUAGUGACAGUGAGGGUCUCUCGCAGUUGCGUACCGAUCUCGCUCGCGAACUGACGAGUCCCAUUGGCAACGUCACAUACCCGCGUAACCUGACCUGGGGGAAUUACAUGGACUUUCUACUCUGUCCAACGUUGUGCUACGAACUCGAAUACCCACGCAACAAAUCCAUAAACUGGACGUCUCUGAUCGCCAAGAUAGUCGCUACUUUUGGCUGCAUCUUCCUUCUGACUAUAAUCUCCGAGGAGUUCAUCUUGCCCGUUUUGCAAGAGUCCGGGGUUCGCCUCGACAACACAUCCUCGGUCUCCGAGAAGCUGCUUAUCCUGCUCGAGUCCAUUUCUUGGCUCUUGUUUCCCUUUAUGCUGACGUUCCUCUUGGUCUUCCUGGUCAUCUUCGAAUAUGUGCUUGGCGCAUUUGGCGAGAUGACCCGCUUCGCCGACAGGUACUUCUACGCCGACUGGUGGAACAGCACAGACUGGAUGGAAUUCAGCCGCGAGUGGAACGUGCCAGUAUACUCGUUCCUGCGUCGUCAUGUCUACGCCACCUCAAAGCCGAGCAUUGGCCGUAACAUGGCAACCCUGAUCACCUUCUUGAUUUCUGCCCUUGGCCACGAGAUCAUCAUGGCGUGUAUCACCAAGAAGCUACGUGGAUAUGGGUUCGUCUGCCAGAUGAUGCAGCUUCCUAUCGUGAUGUUGCAGCGGACGCGGUGGAUUCGCUCUCACAAGACUGCAAACAAUGUUCUCUUCUGGAUCAGUAUGAUCCUCGGUCUUAGUCUGAUCUGCUCUCUAUAUGUCCUGGUCUAA